Molecule: messenger RNA, 888 nt
Organism: Vicia villosa (hairy vetch)
Lineage: Eukaryota; Viridiplantae; Streptophyta; Magnoliopsida; Fabales; Fabaceae
Exons: 1
Coding region: 1-888 (295 amino acids)
Molecular function (GO): catalytic activity
Source: RefSeq, a predicted model, not a curated record
AUGGCAUGGGAAACUUGGGAAAUGUGGAUACGCGAAGGGCACAAAAUGGUACAGAAAAAGAGGUGGUUAUGGAGACACCUGAGAGGAGUUGAGAUGCAUGGGAUUAUUGUUACUUGGAAUUGUAGAGGUGCUGCGAGCAAAGAUUUCUUUAGGUUUAGUAAAUAUUACACUGAUAUUUACAAACCUGAGAUUCUUGUGAUAAUGGAAACUCGAUGUAACCCUAAAAAGCUUCAUGGGGCUCUCAAGAAGUUGGGGUUUCAAUAUUUCCUGCAUGUUGAUAAUGUUGGCUUCUCAGGAGGUAUUUUGGUAGCAAGUAAGGAAGAGAAUAUAAAGGUAAGUUUGAUCAGUAGUGGAGAUCAGUAUAUCCAUUUGCAAGCCCACAAUAAAAAUGGGCAAGAGUGGGUAUUUAUUGUGGUGUAUGCUAGUCCCAAUGAAGGAAAGAGAAAAAUUCUAUGGGAGAAUUUGAAAAAUAUAGCGAAUGCCAAUAACAAUAAUCCUUGGCUUGUGGCGGGAGAUUUCAACGAUAUUGCCUUUGCCAAUGAAAAAAAGGGAGGGGGGCUAGCUUCUGCCAAAAAAUGUGGUAUUUUUAGAGAUAACAUGGAUAUGUGCAACUUAUCGGAUCUUGGUGCUAAUGGGCCUCGUUUUACUUGGAGAGGACCGAUUUAUCAUGGUGGGCAGAGGAUUUACGAAAGAUUAGACAGAGCUAUUGGUAAUGAGGAAUGGCGGUUGAUGUUUGCUGAUGUGCAGGUGAAAGUUUUGACUAGAGUCAGUUUUUCAGAUCAUCAUCCAAUUAUGAUUGCUUUGACUGGUAGUAUUAAUGAGAGGAUUCCUAAGCCUUUUCGUUUCGAAAGUGCCUGGUGGUGGAUAAUAGUUAUGUUGAUAGAUUGA